This is a messenger RNA of Batrachochytrium dendrobatidis JAM81, 795 nucleotides long. RefSeq lists its product as uncharacterized. The record is from RefSeq and is a predicted model, not a curated record. Lineage: Eukaryota; Fungi; Chytridiomycota; Chytridiomycetes; Rhizophydiales. The annotation marks the transcript as partial. The transcript has 2 exons.
GUUACGAUAUUGAAGGUAUCAGUUUUGGAAUGAGAAGAGAAUCUGAAUUACCAAUCCUUCCACAACCUCCAUUUCAGAUUCCACAUCCAUCACACCCACCUCAAAAUCCAAUUGGGUUUAUAGAUUAUAGCAAGCCAGUUUGCUAUGAUUCAUUGGGCCGCCCUUUAUAUGCUCAUCCUCCAGCUAUUCCAUUUCCGUCUAAUGUUCCGUUUACUCCGGCCACUUCAUCGAUUCCGCCAAUCCCAUCCAUCCCAUCGAUUCCGCCCAUUCCAUCAAUCCCAUCGAUUUCGUCAAUCCCACCCAUCCCGCCAAUUCCACCCAUCCCACCGAUUCCAUCAACUUCAAGAUGUGACUCCGAGUUUAAUUACAACCAAGGGUUUCAUCCUAUUAUCAAAGGGAUUUCCACCUUUAUUCGUGCAUUCACUGGUACUAGCGAAUCAACAACAUCAAAGUUCCUAUCCAAGAGCAAUUCAAAGAGUGUAACUCAUUUGGUUCGAAGCGAUAAUUUCAGUUGGACAGGUGCAAGACAUUUGAAUUUAAGAUUCAAAGACAACAUGGUUUCAGAGCUUACCAUCAAUACCGUAGAUUCGGAUAGUACCAAUCUCGAUUCAAUCAAAUUUUCAUACAAGCUAAACUCAUCCAACGAGUUUUUGCAAGACGAUUUAGUUGUGGAUGCUCAGGUCAUUAGCGAUCAUCUCGAACUUGUUGUUACACCACCUGCAUCAGUUCCUUCAACUGACAAGCUCAAGCUAUUUGCAACCAUUACGCUCCCCACUUCUCUUGCAACAGUAUUGA